This is a messenger RNA of Annulohypoxylon maeteangense, 2034 nucleotides long. RefSeq names its product hexokinase. Gene Ontology annotation, biological process: glucose 6-phosphate metabolic process; intracellular glucose homeostasis; glycolytic process. Bases 303 to 1784 code for a protein of 493 amino acids. Gene Ontology annotation, molecular function: glucokinase activity; fructokinase activity; mannokinase activity. The transcript is spliced from 6 exons. The record is from RefSeq and is a predicted model, not a curated record. Gene Ontology annotation, cellular component: mitochondrion; cytosol. NCBI's taxonomy places the organism in Eukaryota, Fungi, Ascomycota, Sordariomycetes, Xylariales, Hypoxylaceae.
AUCUUGCUGAGCUGAGUAAGUUUUUAUCUCCUUGAUUCGGAAAUGACUCUCUCCUAUUUGUCUAAGAUCCGAGUUAACCUUGGCUGCCCUGAAAACUCUCACUAUUUAUUACCUAGCACAUGGCAUGACCGGGAUUGUUUGCUCAACAUCUUUUCUUCUGACCUUCAUUUUUUUCACUCUUCUAUUUGCUAUAUCAUCGAUUAUACUAACACCGCGGUUUUAGAAAUUUAGGUUGUUUCAGAUAUUAUUUCUUGCUAUCACAACUUCUUGGACGUUAUUAGAUAUUUAUUAUUAAAAUCAAAAUGGUCGGUCUUGGUCCUCGAAAGCCGCCCUCCCGAAAGGGGUCGAUGGCCGAUGUGCCAAAAGAUCUUCUUACCGAGAUUAAGAAGCUAGAAGAUCUAUUCACCGUUGAUAAAACUAAGCUCAAGGAAAUCACCACACACUUCGUUUCAGAGCUCGAGAAAGGCUUGAGCGUAGAAGGUGGCAGUAUCCCAAUGAACCCAACAUGGGUUAUGGAUUUCCCAGAUGGAUCCGAGACUGGAACCUACUUGGCUUUAGAUAUGGGUGGUACAAACCUGCGUGUUUGUGAGAUUACCCUAACGGAUAACAAGUCGGAGUUCGAUAUUAUCCAGUCCAAAUACCGCAUGCCCGAGGAGCUGAAGACUGGCGAAUGUGAGGAACUUUGGGAGUAUAUCGCCGAUUGUCUGAAGCAAUUCAUCGAAACCCACCACGGUGAAAUUCCUGCAUCACAGGGAAAGAUUCCCCUUGGUUUCACAUUCUCGUACCCUGCCACUCAGAACUACAUUGAUGAGGGUGUUUUACAACGAUGGACGAAGGGUUUCGAUAUCAACGGCGUCGAGGGCCGUAAUGUUGUGCCGCUUCUAGAAGCUGCCUUAGAUGCGCAGGAAGUUCCUAUCAAAGUGUCGGCCUUGAUCAAUGAUACUACGGGUACUCUCAUUGCUUCGGCCUACACUGACCCAAAGAUGGCCAUCGGAUGUAUUUUCGGAACCGGAUGCAAUGCCGCAUACAUGGAGAACUGCGGUUCUAUUCCUAAGCUAGCUCACUUGAACCUGGACCCGAGCUUGCCGAUGGCUAUUAACUGUGAGUGGGGCGCUUUCGACAACGAGCACAAGGUCCUUCCACGGACUCCUUACGAUAUCAUUAUCGACAAGGAAUCUCCCCGACCGGGACAGCAGGCCUUCGAGAAAUGUAUAGCUGGUCUCUAUCUCGGAGAAAUCUUCCGACUGAUUUUGGUCGAUUUGCAUGACAACAAGGAGGUUCACAUUUUCGAGGGACAAGACAUCAAGUACCUCCGAAAGCCGUACACUCUUGAUUCAUCCUUCCUCUCGGCCAUUGAGGAUGACCCAUUCGAGAACUUGCAGGAGACUGCAGAUCUAUUCCAGGAGAAGCUCCACUUAGCCACUACUCGCCCCGAACUUGAGCUGAUUCGCCGAGCUGCUGAACUUAUUGGUACUCGUGCCGCUCGAUUAUCGGCCUGUGGUGUUGCCGCUAUCUGCACCAAGAAGAACCUCCAACCCUGCCAUGUAGGCGCAGACGGCUCUGUGUUCAACAAAUACCCGCAUUUCAAGGCUCGAGGCGCGCAGGCUCUCCGAGAGAUUCUUGACUGGCCAGCUAAGAAGAACUCGAGGGAGGAAGACCCAGUGGAAAUCCUCGCUGCCGAAGACGGAAGUGGUGUUGGUGCUGCCGUUAUUGCUGCUCUCACACUGAAGAGAGUGCAAAAGGGUAACGUUGCCGGUAUCCUGCACCCCGAGAACUUCAAAUAAGCAACAGGAUUAUUCGAAGAGACAGCGUAGCUUAUUUACAGAAAAAUAACGGGGCGUCCCCUAGAGGGUUAGACAUAGAGAGGGCUGUCCAAGGACAACAGAAAAACGAUUGGUGUCUGGCUACGGGGCUAGAAAUAAGAUGUGAUACGGAGUUAUCCCAUAAGAGUGCAGGUCGGAAGUCGGUAUUCUGUCGCGAGUUAGCUUGCUAUUAAAAUGGUGGAAGUCAAGAAAAAAGCGUCGGUUGGCUUAC